GGCUCCGGGAGGUGGGUGGGGCCAGCAUUAGUACUUCCGGUUUGGCUUCGGCCGCCCCUCAACUCCUCUCCUUCCCCCCCCUCCGCCUCCUCGUCUCCCUCCCGCUCCUGGGAAAGCGAAGCCGUCGCUUUAAGGGUGGCUGAGAGAAGCACUCGGCGUCUCGGGGAGGGGACCGCGCCCGCCCCCUUGGAACCACGGAGCGUGGCCGAUACAGGUUACAAAAUGUCCUCCUAUGCUUGAGACCUACAGACUACAUGUUCUUCAAGACCUAAUCAGUGGUUUUUCAUCUCCUGGAAGUACACUAGAAGCAUAAAUAUGGUGCCAAAACUCAUUCUCACCCUCUGACUGCAGUUGAUUUGGACAUACUUCUGUGUUGAAGAGAAGUAUACACACUAAGGUCACUCAUUGUUCAGAGACUGUGGUGUAGGAUCAUGGACCAUUCUAACAGGGAAAAAGAUGAUAGACAGCGGACAACUAAAACUAUGGCACAAAGGAAUACACACUGUUCUAGACCAUCUGGCACCUCAGCAUCCUCUGGGGUUCUCAUGGUGGGACCCAACUUCAGGGUUGGCAAGAAGAUAGGAUGUGGGAACUUCGGAGAGCUUAGAUUAGGUAAAAAUCUCUACACCAAUGAAUAUGUAGCCAUUAAACUGGAACCAAUAAAAUCUCGUGCUCCACAACUUCAUUUAGAGUACAGGUUUUAUAAACAGCUUGGCAGUGCAGGUGAAGGCCUCCCACAGGUAUAUUACUUUGGACCAUGUGGGAAGUACAAUGCCAUGGUACUGGAGCUCCUGGGCCCUAGCUUGGAGGACUUAUUUGACCUCUGUGACCGAACAUUUACUUUGAAGACGGUGUUAAUGAUAGCUAUCCAGUUGCUUUCUCGAAUGGAGUAUGUACACUCAAAGAAUCUCAUUUACCGAGAUGUCAAACCAGAGAACUUCUUGAUUGGCCGACAAGGCAAUAAGAAAGAGCAUGUAAUACACAUAAUAGAUUUUGGACUGGCCAAGGAAUACAUUGAUCCUGAAACCAAAAAACACAUACCUUACAGAGAGCACAAAAGCCUAACUGGAACUGCACGAUACAUGUCUAUCAACACGCAUCUGGGCAAAGAGCAAAGCCGGAGAGAUGAUUUGGAAGCCCUAGGCCAUAUGUUCAUGUACUUCCUUCGUGGCAGCCUGCCCUGGCAAGGACUCAAGGCUGAUACAUUAAAAGAGAGAUAUCAAAAAAUUGGUGAUACCAAAAGGAAUACUCCCAUCGAAGCUCUCUGUGAGAACUUCCCAGAGGAGAUGGCAACCUACCUUCGAUAUGUCAGGCGACUAGACUUCUUUGAAAAACCUGAUUAUGAGUAUUUACGAACCCUCUUCACAGAUCUGUUUGAACGGAAAGGCUACACUUUUGACUAUGCCUAUGAUUGGGUUGGAAGGCCUAUUCCCACUCCAGUAGGAUCAGUUCAUGUAGAUUCUGGUGCAUCUGCAAUAACUCGAGAAAGCCACACCCACCGAGAUCGGCCAUCACAACAACAGCCUAUUCGAAAUCAGACUGCAUCAUCAGAGCGCCGAGGAGAGUGGGAAAUCCAGCCCAGCCGGCAGACCAAUACCUCAUUCCUGACGUCUCACUUGGCCACAGACCGCCAUGGGGGUUCAGUACAGGUGGUCAGCUCAACCAACGGAGAGCUGAAUGUUGAUGACCCCACUGGAGCUCACUCAAAUGCACCAAUCACAGCUCAUGCCGAGGUGGAGGUAGUGGAGGAAGCUAACUGCCUGAAAAUGCUCAACCUGUGGUGCUGCUGUUUCUUUAAGAGGAAAAGGAAGAAGACUGCUCAGCGACAUAAGUGACCAGUGCCUCUCCCGGAAGUCCUCAAGUCCUGGGGACUCUGGCUCCUAUUGCACCUGCAGCUCCUGCCAUUUCUCAUUGGAAGGGACUCCUCUGUGGGGGAGGGUGGAGAUCGAAACCAAAAAGAAGAAAACAGAUGCCCCCAGAAGGAGCCAGUGCAGGCAGCCAGGGCCCAGUGGGCCAGUGGCAAUCCCCUGUGUGAGCUCUGAGCGGGUCCAGAGCUGCUGCUUCUCCAUUGCUUGCCCUUGGGCUAUCUGGUUGACUCUCUUCCCAAUGUUUACAGUGAAGGUGUCAUUCACAAAAACUCAAGGACUACUAUUCUCUCCCCUCCUCUUUCUUUACUCUUGGUUCUUACACCACCCUCAACCCUCUCCAGCAUAAAAACUACUAAGCUAAAGGCUCUGUCAAGAAGCUGGUGGUGUGGCCAAGAAAGUAGAAGGAAGAUGACAGACGUGGGCUGGAGAACUUCUCCACUUCCCAGGUGUGUCUAGUGGUGUGGCUUCCUCUCCCUCUGCCUGGGUGACCCCCAGCCCAGCUGGCCACAGGGUUCAGGUUCCUCCCUCUUCCCCUCCCUCCUGUGAAUUUACACUGUAGGACACAAGCUGUGAGAAAUCUGCAGUCUACUGUCCCUGUGUGUUGGCGUUCUUAGCUUUUGAUAAGCAAAUCCCUUGCUCGACUAUAGCAAACAGGCCUGUGGCUCUGAGCAAAGGAGAGGAAACUGA
This is a messenger RNA of Phodopus roborovskii (desert hamster), 2555 nucleotides long. RefSeq names its product casein kinase 1 gamma 1 (gene Csnk1g1). Gene Ontology annotation, biological process: peptidyl-serine phosphorylation; positive regulation of canonical Wnt signaling pathway; signal transduction. Lineage: Eukaryota; Metazoa; Chordata; Mammalia; Rodentia; Cricetidae. Gene Ontology annotation, cellular component: nucleus; plasma membrane; cytoplasm. The record is from RefSeq and is a predicted model, not a curated record. The coding region runs from base 432 to 1835 and encodes 467 amino acids. The transcript is spliced from 14 exons. Gene Ontology annotation, molecular function: ATP binding; protein serine/threonine kinase activity.